GCAGAUCCGGAGAUUACUCAUCCAGAUGGAAACUGAAGCUGGAAAGCAUCUCCGGUGCGGAAGUAGCUCACGUUGCUCUCCGUCACCCUCAACUCCAUUUAGUCAUGCAUCUUACGGCGGGCACGGCCGUGAUACGGUGGCCCGCGCUCCCCGGCGGAGACUCUCUUCCGGUCCGCGGUCACGUGGGGAGAGUGCUCUGCGCUCUGCCUUCUGCAUUCUAGCCGCUGCACCGUUAGCCAAGAUUUGUUGUGGUCUCUUUAGAGGGAACCCAAGAUCUUCGUACUUAAAUCACGCGGCGCUCAAUUGGCAUUCGAGUUAUGCAACAUUCUCGGAAGCGAGCGCACCCAGCGACCUUUUAAGCGCGUCUGCCCUGCUUCAAGACACCACUGCCACUCCAGAGCUGACCGCGGUCGCAACCAAGGUUCCACGAAAAGCAGGCACACUAAGGAUACCAGCCCUUAAGAGUCAACUCCAUCAGAUGAGCCCAGGAUUACGGGGACAAACUAGUUCCAGUCAAGUAUCAAGUCAUCUGAAGUAGAGUGCCACCAUGACGCACUGCCUUUGGUCGACACUGCUGGGCCUGCUGUCCGUGCUCUCCACGGCCACCAGUCGCUCGGUGCGGCAACUACCAAGCGCAUAUCCACCGGUGCUGCCCACCGGAUACUAUGGACAGCCGCCCUAUGCUUACCCACCCUACGGCUAUGGCUACCAGGCGCCACCACCCGUUUACCAGCCUUAUUACGACAACGUUUUUGGCGUCUUCAAGAGCUAUCCCGGCGGUGGAUUCCCUGUGCGCUUCGAUUACAAUAAUCGCUGCUCGCGCAACUACAUUGGCAUCAAGCCGCAUCCCGACCAACAGCAGUAUUACUACGUCUGUAAGCCCGACUGUGUAAUCUUCAGCAAAUGUCGCGGCCUUGAGAGCUUCAACGCCAGCAGCGGGCGCUGCGUGCAACACGUUCCACAGCACAGACCGGACCACAGGCCGCCGCAGUGCCAGAAGGAGGGCCGCUUCCCACAUCCCCACGACUGCAAGGUGUACUAUAGGUGCGACAAGAACCGGACGCAGCCUUGGCUUUUCGCCUGCCCGGCGGGCACCAUUUUCUCCCCGGUGGAGCGCAAGUGCUUGCCAGGCGACCAGUGCCCCUCGACGGAGAUAUCGGACAGUGGCAGCUAUAUCCCUCAGAACUGCGAGCUCAAGUUUCCCGAGUGCGCCGAGGAGGGCACGUUCCGCUCCCCGACGGACUGCGCCCUCUACUACACGUGUCGAUUGCAGGAAAGUGGCACCUAUCUGCAGACGCGAUUUAAAUGCCCCGGCAGCAAUAGCUUUGAUCUCGAGCGGAAGCUGUGUCGUCCCCGCAGUGAAGUCGACUGCUUUGACUUUGUUCCGGGACCCGUGCAGGUACCCUACGUUCCACAGCCCUACUAUCCACCCUAUCCAGCUGCACCGUCACUCUAUGAGGAGGACGACUACGAUACGGGAGCCAGGGACCAGCAGCCUGCCCUUAAGUCGGAAAAGCUUCAGGUGGCGGCGCAGGGCUUUGAAAAACCUUCAUUGAAUGUAGUGGUUUUGCAAACAAGCACCUCAACUACUUCGGAACCUUCCAAUGCCUAUCAUAAAUACCCCGCCUAUCCAUCGUAUCCCUCAUAUGAGUAUUCAUCGCACCAUCGCGGUAAGGAAACGGCUGCAGAAAACCUAGAGCUUAAGGAAGAGGGCGUUCCGCGCAAGCUUAAGCUCUCGGAGAACAUUGUCAUCCAGCCCGAAACGCCAGCGACUACAACUACCACUCGUGAACCUUUAAAUGAUACCAACAAAUAUCAAUACAAAAAAUACACCUAUGGUACAGCCAAAAACGAUGUCACGGAGGCUCCGGAAAUCAAAUCACCUUUAAAGGGCUUGCACCUUUCGCAAAAUAUUGUCAUUCUCCCUACAACUUCUACACCUGCGACUACCACAACUACGACUAAACCAGUGGUGCUUACAUGCCCUACCAUUCCAACACCAAAAAAAACUCCCAAACCAAGCACAACUACGGCAACGCCAAAAAUUUCAAGUACCGAACAGCAUAGCACAACGACCGCUAAAACCACUACUACUAAAAGACCAACAACUGUUAAUGAAAAAACCUCACCGGCUACCGAAAAGCCAAGGACUACUGUAGUGACAACAACGACUCAAAAACGCAGUACGACUACUCACAACACCUCACCAGAUACGAAAACAACAAUAAGAUCUACAACGCUUUCUCCGAAAACGACGACAACACCUUCCACAACAACUACGGUAAAAGUUACAACCCACAGACCGAAUACGACUGCUCGGAAAACGUCAACAGCUUCUACUACUACCAAAAAAACAACAACUUCGACAACACCUUCCACAACAACUAGGGUAAAAGUUACAACCCACAGACCGAAUACGACUGCUCGGAAAACGUCAACAGCUUCUACUACUACCAAAAAAACAACAACUUCUCCCAAAACUACAAAGAGUACGGAGAUCCCAACUUCUACCACUUCUAAACUUUCCACAACAACCCAGAAAACAACAACGACUACUCACAAAUCUACUGCAGCAUCAACUUCUACUGAGAAUCCAAAAACGACUACUGAGAAAACAUCAACAGUUUCUACUACCACUAAGAAAUCCACAGAAAGUUCGCCUAAGCCUACAAGCAGUACGGUAAAACCAAUUACCACUCCCAAACCUUCAACAAGAACGACACCAACGACAACUACAGUCACAGCCACUACUCAAAUAACAACAACGACCUCCUUGAGAUCCUCCACGGAAAGUACGUCCACUCAAACCCCAAAAACAACUUUACCUCAACCAACAAAAACGACGACUCGUACGGUUACUCCGAAAAUCUCAACAACAACAACGACCACAGAAAAGCCAAUAACUAGUAGUCCUAAACCUACAACAACGACUCAGAACACGACAUCGACGGCUCCAAACACCACUAUAGUAACAAUCACUACACAAAAAGAGACAACACCUAUACAGAACACCUCAACAACCAGAUUUACUAGGAAAACAACAAGUAAUAAUCCAGAACCGACUAGUACCGAAAAAUCUACGACGACUCCAAAACUUAGUACAACUACUCCGAAAACAUCAACAGUUGCAACAAGCUCCGAAAAGACAACGAUUAGUUCUCCCAAGCCUACUACCGAAAAAAGUACCGAAAAUCCUACCACGAACUCUGUGAAAACAUCUGCGUUAACCAGCUCCACUCACAAAGCAACAAGUACUACAUCCGAACCGACUAAAACGACCCAAGAAAUAACAACGACGACUCCAAAGCCAACUACGUUGAAAACUUCUACUCAGGAACCAACAACUUCUACUCAAAAAGUAUCCACGGUUACUAUUACCACUGAAAAAGCCACGGAAAGUUCCCCGUUGACUACACUAAGCACGGAAGAACCAACAACAACUCCCAAACCAUUGAUAACAACGACCCCAACGACAACUUCAGUGACAGCCACUACUCGACUUACAACAACCACCAUUUCGAAAUCCACUACGGAAUCUACGUCGACUCAAAAGUCAGAAAGUACUACGCCUAUACCUACAACAAGUACGACUUCGAAGGCAACAACAGUGAUCGUUUCUACUCAAAAUCCAACAACGUCCACUUCGAAAACAUCCACGGUAACCAUAACCACACCAAAACCAAGUACAAGCACACAAAAGUCGACCACUACAACUCGGCAACCGACAUCAGUUACGACAUCAACUACAAGUAUCGGAACCACGAGGAUUCCAACUACCACUACCCCGCAAAACUCCACUUCCUCGACUGAUUUGACCACUGUCACGCGACCGCCAUGUCCCGAUCCCGACUCCACCUCAGAUAAGAACACAAAUCCUGCAUGCACACAAGAACUCCAACAAGUGAAUCUACUUGAACUACAAUCACCACAGAAACAAGAAGAACUCACCCACACACAAACCCACACUGCAUUAACCGGAAGUAGGAACACUUUAAGCGGGCAGGAAGUGCCGGACUACAUGGAUGAUGCACCGUCUUUCGCUGAGGCGGAAUCAGGGCAGGCAACGACAGCGAAGGCACCAACCAUGUCCACGUUGGCGGCGGCCCAUCUACUGCAAAAACUGUUCCACAUAAUCUCCACGACGCCGCCGAGCAGGGAGCAUGCUCCUACUCAGCGACCAUCCAGUCAGCCUUCUUCCAGCCAGCGCUCGCGGGGAGUGACCAUUGCCCAGAUGGCCAGGCAUAACCUAGCCACCUCUAAGCCCUUUAUCGCCCACUCCCUACGGCUUUCCAUCCAGCAGCUAGCCUCCACACAGAAGCGCUCUAUCCCGCCCAAGACACUCGUUACGCACAACACCACUAAGGAGCCGGAGGACUCCGAGUACUACGAUAGUGAGACAUCGGAACAGUACGCGGACGAGGACAACGAAGUACUAGACAAAGUACAGCCAAAGGCUAUGUCCAGCACCACUGAGGCCGCAGUGCUCCCUGCUGCUCCGUCUACAACCACUGAGCGGGAGCCACAAAAAACAUCUUCCUCGCCAAGUCCGACCAAGACAACUCCCUCCACUACAUCCCAGCCGAUUGAGACGACAACUGGCGACCUAGAAUACGAUAGUUCCGGGGGCUCUGACUAUGUCAACGACGCGAAUGACAUUCCGAGCGGUGUAGCCACCAGCCUGGAGGCCAGGAAGAACUUCCUGCUCAGCCUCCUAAAGCAGCGCCUUACUCGAAUAGAACGAACAGAAUCGAAGAAGCCAAUGCCGGCUACGAGCACUUCCACCACCACAGGUGCCCCUCAGACAACAAGCAGCAGUACAAGUCCUGUGUCCACCACAAGCGAGAGCACUUCUUCGGUCACAAGUUUGUCCGCAAGGUCAAGUCUGACUGCCAGUAAGCACUCAAGUCCAGAGGCACUUAGUCGGCAGAAAAGUUUGACAGAUCAGAGUGCGGAAUACUAUGCUGAGGACGAUGACUACAUGGAAGACGAACACGCUGGUUCUUCUGAUGCUGAGAAAAAAAAGCGCGUCGAAGUCUUAAUAGCCGAGAAGCAACCAGCAGCCACCGCCAAGCGACAUGUCGCACCUCCAUCCGAGCAGCUUCUUAGGCAGGCGAUGCUCAAUAUAUUAGCAACUAGAAGUGAGGAAAACGAAGUGGAUGUGAAAGCCACAUCCGACGGGCUGCAGUUUAGGAGAUUUGUAAGCAGGAAUAGUCAGAUUCCCACUGAAAGUCCUCCCAAUCGCGCAUCAAUUGUAGUUGCUGAGGCUCUAAGCCGAAGACUUGCCGACAACCUUGGGGAGCUUCCUUCAGGACCAACCGUACCACACACAUCUGAUGCGAAACCAAUCGCAUCAGUCAGUCAAACAACGAUACGAAGCAGAGAACCACAAACAGAAUCAUCUUCUCAAACACCACCAUCGACAUCUACAGAAACACCAGCGACACAAGCAACCCAAAAGCAUCGAACAGGCGAAGCCACACAGAGUACAUUAGAAAUAGUCACACAGACCACUCCAGAAUCAGCGCCACCAGCAACAACUGUGCCCGUCGCGGUGCGCCAGGAAGUGCUGUCGGUGAACAGCAGGCCCUGGUUGCUGGCGGCGCGCAACCAAACCGUCCACCUCACACCCAUCUCCUCCAUUGCCGCUCGAGCGCCAAGCAACCCAGUGAGCCACGCUAACCGUUCGAUCAAUCCACUAGUGUCCAGUCCCGAGGACCACUCCACGGAGAAGGUGCCGCAGCUCAUCGUUAAGGUGUACGAGCCCAUCGACCUGAAGAUAGUCUUCUGCCCGAAGUCGUGCGACCAGGACCACGACCACAAAUUCGAUGGCGUGUGAAAGGCGAUUGUUUCCAGUGAUCGGCUAGGGACGAACCAGGCGGAAUGAACUUGAAAUGGAAGCCAGAAACGCACUAAUGUCCUUCAUCGACUGGACCGGCAAAUACCAAGUUCGCUGAUACAGUACCCCCACCCCAGCCCGCUUCCGCCCACUGUGGCGGUCUCAUGUGCGCGGCGACAAAGUUUUUAUUCCUUUGUUUAGAAUAAGCAUAAAUGCGCACGUGUUCCACCCGCUUUAGUGUACGACAGAUUGGGAUGGACGGUGGCAAGGACGGUGACGGAGGCGGGGGCAGGACCCGUUAAAUUUUAAUGCGCCCGUAUCGAUAUGCGAGCAUGGUCCGCGCCAGCGUAAUCUAUAAAAGCGAAAAUCGCGUGUCACCAUCGUGGGAUUCCUGUUCCUCCAACGUUGCCUGCGAAGUCUCGAUAAGCCAAUUGGCAUCUGGUGGUUAGUUGUCGGGCCAGGAGUGGCGCUGCAUCGUCACACCCGCUUACAGACUGCUCCCAGCCCAUGGGAGCUCGCCUAUUAAUAUCCCAUGAGCUCACGCACUUCAGCAUCUGCGCGCACUUUGCAUAAAUUCGCAAUGUCGCAACUUCUAAUCAAUACCGCCGAAUGUGGGCGCAGAGCUCAGUGAGGAGUCCACUCGGAGGUUGUGGAGUCCGCCCAAUCGAAGCAAAAAACCAUAUAAUUGUUAAUUACUGGAUAAUAUUGAGUUUUUCUUUUUACUGGAUUUUUCGAAUUUAUU
Molecule: messenger RNA, 6578 nt
Organism: Drosophila sechellia
Lineage: Eukaryota; Metazoa; Arthropoda; Insecta; Diptera; Drosophilidae
Gene: Mur2B
Product: Mucin related 2B
Exons: 5
Coding region: 548-5836 (1762 amino acids)
Cellular component (GO): extracellular region
Molecular function (GO): chitin binding
Source: RefSeq, a predicted model, not a curated record